AAGGCUCACAGCUGCGCGCCGGGCGCCCGGGCCUCUGCGUCUCCCGCCGCUCGGAACGUGUGCUCCUGCGGCGGCGUCAGCUGCAGGCGAGCGGGUCGCGGGGUCGCCUUCAUGCCUCCGGAGCUCUCCCUGGCCUGGGCGUCCUUAGUUAUUUUUCCUCUUUUAACAAUUUUAAGCCCUCCGAGCACUGAUGACCUUUUCUGCUUUUUUUCCUGCUGAUUACCUUUUCUUCUUUUUCAACGUUUAGGGUUUUCUCUGCUGUUUAUUAGUCUUAUUUCUCUUCUCUCGCGUUCCUUUAUUCCCCCCUUGGUCGUCUGUUUCCUUCCCUAGGCCGCAUCUCUGCAUCGCCCUGUCUCUGGUGUAGCUGCUGUAGUUCGCGUGUUAUUUUGUUCUUGCUUCAGAAGAUGUUCUUGCUAGUUUUCAUUGUUCUUUAAGGCUUAAGUGGACGGCCAGGCUAAUCUCUGCCAGUAGAUGGUGAUUUAUUUACCAAGGGUGGUGUCCUCUCUUUGCUCACGCUCUGGGCAGCCACCAGGCACUGGAGUUGACGUUCGUUGAGCGUUUCCAAGGCCUGAAGCUCCACUAAGCGCCUUAGUGUUUGUGACAAGGCUCUGAGGCUCAUGGCCAGAAGCAGGAGGGGGCUUGGCCAGCAAGUGGGAGAAACAACUUGCUGUUCUUCCUAGCUCUCAAAUAGAAAAUGUCUACAGACAGUGGAAGCAUCCAGGCUGCUGAGAACAAGGAGAGAGCCCAGGAGGUUCUAGGUCAUGUGCAUUCCUGUCAAGAAAUGCUCUCUGGGCUGGAGAAGAAGGUGCCCCACAUUAAGACAGAACCAGAAGAGCUGCACCCUGAGGGGACAUCACAGGAGGACAGGGCUGCAGGUGCACGGGGCUGGGUGCCCCUAAGUCCUGGCCCGAAGGAGAAAGUUCUCUUCUUGCCUGGGGGAGCCCUCCCUUCCUCCCGGAUCCCUAUGCCUUCCCGUGAGGGGAGGACCAGAGACCGGCAGAUGGCUGCAGCGCUCCUCACUGCCUGGUCCCAGAUGCCAGUGACCUUUGAGGAUGUGGCCUUAUACCUCUCCCGGGAGGAGUGGGGACGCCUGGACCACACCCAGCAGAACUUCUACAGGGAUGUGCUGCAGAAGAGAAAUGGGCUGGCCUUGGGGUUUCCCUUCAGCAGGCCUCUCUGGACCCCCCAAGUGCAGGGAAAGGGUGAGGCCACCAGCUCCAGCCGGCAGACAGGAGGUGAGAAGGAAGAGAAGAGAGGCCCUGGUUCAGGAACCUUGGAGGUGGGGAAGGAGGUGCCAGUCCCGUCCGGCCCGGGAGCCUUUGGGGACAUGAAGCCCUUGAGAACCAGGCCUGGGUGGACUCCAGGGGGUGUCUCGCAGUGCGGGCUGCAGGGAGCCAGCGGUCAAAGCACUCUCUCAGCCAGAGAUGCCGGACAGCUGGCUCCCCUGGAUGCAAGAGAGCCGAAGCAAGCCCCUCCCGACAACCCUCCCACGAAGCCACUGCAGGGCCACGACCCAGAAAAACCCAACAAGGACGAGAAGGGCGCCCCAGAGAGCGGUGAGGAGGGCCUGGCCCCUGACGGCGACAUAGGCAAGAAGACCUACAAGUGCGAGCAGUGUGGCAAGGGCUUCAGCUGGCACUCGCACCUGGUGACACACCGGCGCACUCACACGGGUGAGAAGCCCUACGCCUGCACGGACUGCGGCAAGCGCUUUGGUCGCAGCUCGCACCUCAUCCAGCACCAGAUCAUCCACACCGGUGAGAAGCCCUACACCUGCCCCUCGUGCUGGAAGAGCUUCAGCCACCACUCGACGCUGAUCCAGCACCAGCGCAUCCACACUGGUGAGAAACCCUACGUGUGCGACUGCUGCGCCAAGCGCUUCACCCGCCGCUCGGACCUGGUCACACACCAGGGCACCCACACCGGUGCCAAGCCGCACAAGUGCCCCAUCUGCGGCAAGUGCUUCACACAGAGCUCAGCCCUGGUCACCCACCAGCGUACCCACACUGGUGUCAAGCCCUACCCGUGCCCAGAGUGUGGCAAGUGCUUCAGCCAGCGCUCCAACCUCAUCGCGCACAACCGCACACAUACAGGCGAGAAGCCCUACCACUGCCUCGACUGUGGCAAGAGCUUCAGCCACAGCUCGCACCUCACUGCCCACCAGCGCACCCACCGCGGCGUUCGGCCCUACUCUUGCCCGCUCUGCGGCAAGAGCUUCAGCCGGCGCUCCAACCUCCACCGGCACGAGAAGAUCCAUACGACUGGGCCCAAGGCCCUGGCCAUGCUGAUGCUGGGAGCUGCAGCUGCUGGGGCUCUGGCUGCACCCCCGCCUGCUCCCACCUAGGGCGGGAGGUGUGCACCCAGGACAGCUGGGACAGCCUCAUUAAAGUCAGGGCCCUGGGUAGAAGCAACAGCCUUUGCUCCUGGCCUAGGCAGCGGUGGUGGGAGCCAAGGGGUGAGAGAAGGGAGCCUGGGAUGUGCAGGUGGAGGGUGGGGCAUGGCAAUGUGGGAGGAGCUUGGGUGAGAAGGCACAGGCACUCUGGCACAAAUUAAAGACCUUGGAAUUCAAGCUCUGGACCGCUGCUCUGUCUCAUGGGUACUGGUGCUGACCCUGGCGAGUGGGGGCUGCUGGGCCAAUCAUGGGUCC
Molecule: messenger RNA, 2647 nt
Organism: Sciurus carolinensis (gray squirrel)
Lineage: Eukaryota; Metazoa; Chordata; Mammalia; Rodentia; Sciuridae
Gene: Znf205
Product: zinc finger protein 205
Exons: 7
Coding region: 695-2344 (549 amino acids)
Biological process (GO): negative regulation of transcription by RNA polymerase II
Cellular component (GO): nucleus
Molecular function (GO): DNA-binding transcription activator activity, RNA polymerase II-specific; DNA-binding transcription repressor activity, RNA polymerase II-specific; RNA polymerase II cis-regulatory region sequence-specific DNA binding
Source: RefSeq, a predicted model, not a curated record